AUGUUUUUUAUUCAACAAAUCAGUACACAGAUACCACCUGUUGUACCAUUAACAAAUGCAUUAACAGCUAUUUAUUGUCAUAAUUUUAAUGAUGUUGGUAUCAUGACAAUACGUUGUGGAACAAAUGAAAAAAUACGUAUGUUAGAUGCAUUUGAUGUUGUUGUAAAAAAUAAAACACAUCUACCAUUACAAUGUUUAAAACAAAAACAUUUUUCAAUGGUACAUGGUGAUAUUUCAAAUAAAGCGGAUUGUAAAAUUCAUACAAGUUUUACAUCAGCAUGUUCUGGUAGAGAGAAUUGUACAUUACAUAUGCAACGUAUACGUUUAAAUAAUGCUAAUGAAAAUUGUCAUAAUGAAUUAGUUGAUUAUACAAUGGCAUUUUUUGAAUGUAUAUCAGAUGUAUUUAUUCAUGAUAUAUGUUCAACACAAGCAAUAACAUCUGCUUGGGGUACAUUAAAAACACCGAAUUUUCCAAAUCCUUAUACAUCAAAUGAUGAUUGUUGGUGUAAAUUAUCAACACAAUUACAAUAUCGUCUUUUACUUUCUGUUAUUAUCUUUCAAUUAAUUCCAUAUGAUCAAAAUUGUACUGGUGCUGGAUUAUAUUUACAGAGUAGUAAUGAACAACGUAGUACUCAAUGUACUUAUUUACAACCAGGACAUAAUUAUUUAAGUGAUGGAAAUUCAUUAUAUAUUAAUUUCUAUAGUCGAACAUUAACUGUACGUGGAGGAUUUUGGAUUAUAUAUGAAGCAAGUCAACCUAAUGCUGAAGUUCAUUUACAAUGUGGACCACGAAAAAUACUCGGUGUACCAUCCGAAGAAUUGUUUACCUCGCCACCACCUGUUUCAUCAUCAUAUACUCAUGGUUGGAAUCGUUUAGUUUAUAAUGAUCCACCUAAUCCAAAAGGUUUAAUUAAUGAUCAUAUAAUGCAUAUACAAUCGGUUGCUGCAACAUCUCGUUCAUUCCUUGAUAGAAAUUUUAAAAGUAAUUCGUCAACAACACUAGCCAGUGCUUUCACAUAUCCAUAUGGUAAUUUAACAACAUUUGAAUUAGCUUAUGGACCCCGAGGAUGGUUUCUUAAAUAUCCAUUGAAUUCGUCCAAUAUGACAGCAACGAAAGUUUUACAAUCAACAACAACUGAAUUACCAGUUUUUAAAUGGAAUUCUACGUGGCGUUAUAUUCGACGACUACGAACUAGAGUUUUUGUAACAACAACAAGUACUAGUACCACAACUACGAUUACGACUACGACCCUCUCGACUACUACGAUCACAACGCCAACGACAACAUUAGAAUUGACUACUAUUAUAAUACCUACAAGUACAUCUAUGAUUAUAACUACUGAACAAGAUAUCAUUCCUUUGUCAUCAACAAUGGUUUCUAUUACUACUUCACCACAAAGUAUUGCUGUUGAACAACAUUUAACAGUUACUGACGAAUCAAGAGUAUAUGACAGUUCCACUGACACAGAAAUCUUGACAACAAUGCUACCUAACAUUCAAUCAACGAUAAAUUUACCAGUAUCAUCAUUUAUGUUAAAAACUACUAUACCUACAGCAACACCUUAUUAUCCACCGGAUGGUCCAUUUGAUUGGUGGCAAUGGCAGGGGUAUAAUAAAAAAUUUUCGACAGUAUCUUUAAAAAUUCUUACUACUACUGCGACUACGACUACUACUACGACCACCACCACUACUACUACUACUACCAUUCAGACAUCAAUAUCUUCUACACAAACAAGCACAACAACUAUAACGAUAACAACAACGGCUAGUACAACUAGAGCAAGUACUAGUUUGUCUGCUCGGAAUAGAAUUAUGAAACUAAGUAAUACAACACGUACAAUACCUAUUACCAGUACAAAUGCAGUAACUGUUGAUUGGUUCAAAUGGCCACAUAUUGAAUCAAGUUCAUCUACAACAACAACAACAGCACGAUCUGAUUACUAUGAUGAUGAUUAUUUUGAAUGGCUUGAUUCUGUUGAAACAAAUAAAUAUCAAACUACAAUAACAACAAAUCCUUUUCUAUCUAUUGUACCUCUAUCACAAGGAAAACAAUACCAACAAAUGAGUUUUUUACCAACAAAAUCAAAUCAAAAUAUUAAUAAUUAUGGUAUGAUGGCCGAUACACCAUCUUCAAAAAGAUAUAAUACACAACAAAAUAUCAGUACAAUUUAUGGUAAAGAUUCUUUAGCAAAAAAUCAACUGAAUGAAGAAAUAACAAAUAUCACUGAACCACGAAAUAAAAAGGAUUCGGAAGAAUACGGCUGGUUAAGUAAAACAGAUAUGAUGAUUGUAACUGUAUCAGUACUAUUUGUUAUUCUGUUAGUUUUUAUUAAUAUAAUUUUGUUUGCUGUUCGAAGGCAUCGACAUCGAUUACAAGGACGACAUUUACUUUCUACAUCAUUUCCAUCAUCAACAAAUAAUCGAAGCAUAUCAAAUAAUCAAUUACAUAGUGCAAAAUUAGGUGAUUCUACAGAUAGCCUAAUUAAUAUAACGAAUAAUAAUAAUAAUGAUAUAUUACCAGCCGUUGGAGAAAUAGUACUAUGGGAUGAAAAAGAUCAAGGUGGUUAUACGAUCGAUAAUCAUGGUGAAUGGGCAAAGAUUGAAGGACGACAAUGGUUAGCUAAUGAUAAUAUACUUGAAAAUUCAGGCAAACUAUCAUCUUUUUCGAAAAGAAUCCUUGAAAACAUUGCUAUUAGAAUAUUUUCUAUUGAUAGUUUUCGAUCACAUUUUCAAUUUAUGCGUCAAUCAAAUAAAAAAUCGAAUCAUGGUCAUCAACAGGUUCCAGCUUCACCAAAAAUACAACAACAACAAAUAUCCUCAUUUCCUCUUCCUGUAGAUACUACUACACUUUCACCUGUACCCGAAGCUGAUGAUUAUCAAUCAUCAGAAUUUAGUUCAUCCGAUAGGAUUCUUCGAAAUUCCGAAACAAAACCUAAAAAUUCAAAUAAAAAACAUCAAGAAGCAAUAAAAGCUGUUCAAGCAUUGAUACAUACAGAAUAUAAUCAUAGUGAUGAUUAUUAUAAACGAAUAGAAAGUGGUGGAGAUGAUUCAAAUUAUACAACAAUGCAUGAAAAUGCUGGUGAAGAAUAUUCUAUAGCUGAUCAACAAACUGAUCGAAGUUUAGGAAAUGAAACUGAUGUUGGAGGAUCUGUUAUUAUCAGUGUACCAACAAUGUUAAAACGAGAAGAUGAUAUUGGUAUAAUAACUGAUGGUGUGGACUCUAUUUAUAAUCAAAAUUAUUCUAUCCAUUCACGUGAAACUACAAAUCAAUCAAACUAUCUUCAAACAAAUAAUACAAAAUUAUUUACUAGUAAACAAUCAACUAAAACAUUUAAACCCAUAACAAAUAAUUCAAUAAUUGUUGGUCAUUGUCAAACAGAUAUUUUACCAUUAGAUCCAAAAAUUUUCGAUAAAACAUUAUUAGCUGAACAUCAUCAAUUUUAUAGUUGUUCACAAUCAUUACAAUUCUCAACAUAUGAUUCAGGAUUUUUUGAUGAUCAAACAAUUAAUAGUUUACCAAUGACAUUAACAAAUGAACCUAUAAGUAAUGAUAAUAUUUCCUCUAGUGAAACAAAUGAUAGUUCACCACCAAAUAGUUUAUCAAAAAGAAAUUUAAAAACAAUUCGACAAAAACAAACAUAUACUGUUAAACUUUGA
This is a messenger RNA of Adineta steineri, 3657 nucleotides long. NCBI's taxonomy places the organism in Eukaryota, Metazoa, Rotifera, Eurotatoria, Adinetida, Adinetidae. The record is from the annotation of a GenBank genome assembly.